AUGUGCGAAGACAAAGUGGAUCUCCACCGCAUGGAGGCAGCUCUGGUGGAUGAGACCGGACCGCUCGGGGCGAGGGAGCCGGCCCUGUUCGAGCGGCUCGUUCAGCCGUGCGCGGCGGAGCUGCUGGGGACCGCUCUCUUCGUCUUCGUCGGCUGCGUGUCCGUGAUCGAAAGCGCGCCCGACGCCGGGAGACUCCAGCCCGCGCUGGCUCACGGGCUCGCGCUGGCGGCGCUCGUCGCGUGCAUGGCGCGGAUCAGCGGUUCCCAUCUCAACCCGACAUUCACCCUAGCCGUGUUCCUCUGCGGAGGCCUGGAGCUGAAGAUGGUGGGCCCGUACGUGGUCUCCCAGCUGACCGGGGGUUUGCUCGGUGCACUCAUGGCCAGCGGAAUGACCUCAAAUGAGAAGUACGCUCAGGCCCGAGGCGCAGCGUUCGCGGUUCUCCGGGCCGAGGACCCGAUCACGAAAGCUCUGUUUGGGGAAAUGGCCAUGACGUGUCUGAUCACCACCGUGGUCUUGCUGGGUGCAGUUAAUGCCAAGAGCAGAAGCCCUUUGCUGCCGUUUUCGGUGGGCUGCGCGGUCAUCGUUAACGUGCUAGUGGGGGGGGACGUGUCCGGGGCGUGCUUGAAUCCCGCACGAGCUCUGGGUCCUGCGGUGCUGACCGGCUACUGGACGCACCACUGGGUUUACUGGGUGGGCCCCAUCACCGGUGGCCUCAUCGCUGCCGCUUUAGUCCGGUGAGACCAGAGAGACAAGCUUUGUGAGUUCAGCCCGGUCUGGGUUAAGGUACGCUAAUGAAGCCAUUUUUCCUUCUCUCUCAGAACUGUGCUCGGAGACAGCAACACCCGUCUACUGAUGAAGUGACAUCCUACGCCUUCUUUUAAGUGCACUAGAGUCAAAUUGUUUCCGAGUCGUCCCAUCAAUUACACUUCUUCGCCCGCUUUGUAACUCUUAAGAAGUUCAAGAUCUUGCUACGUGAAGCCGGAAAGGGGCCAGAAGGCUCAUUGUUUUCAAUAAUGACUGUUUUUGGAUUGUUGUAGGGGUAGGUUUAGGGUAUAGACAAUAAAACACAGUCUAAUAUUGGCGGGAAAUGUAACUAAUAUUUUUAAAUUGAUAAUGCAGCGUUAAUUCUUUUCGCAUGAAAAUAAACGACACUCGCACUUCAACGGCUUUCUGUUCAU
Puntigrus tetrazona (Sumatra barb) is the source of this 1178-nucleotide messenger RNA. RefSeq names its product aquaporin 8b (gene aqp8b). The record is from RefSeq and is a predicted model, not a curated record. Gene Ontology annotation, molecular function: water channel activity. The transcript has 4 exons. Gene Ontology annotation, biological process: transmembrane transport. Gene Ontology annotation, cellular component: plasma membrane. The coding region runs from base 1 to 738 and encodes 245 amino acids. NCBI's taxonomy places the organism in Eukaryota, Metazoa, Chordata, Actinopteri, Cypriniformes, Cyprinidae.